Molecule: messenger RNA, 3820 nt
Organism: Mus pahari (shrew mouse)
Lineage: Eukaryota; Metazoa; Chordata; Mammalia; Rodentia; Muridae
Gene: Rcan2
Product: regulator of calcineurin 2
Exons: 6
Coding region: 573-1487 (304 amino acids)
Biological process (GO): calcium-mediated signaling
Cellular component (GO): cytoplasm; nucleus
Molecular function (GO): nucleic acid binding; calcium-dependent protein serine/threonine phosphatase regulator activity
Source: RefSeq, a predicted model, not a curated record
AAUCUUGGAGGAUGCGGCUCUCUCCAGCGAGGAACAUUUAACAGGAGUGGGAACUCGAGAGCUUUCUCAUUUGCAAGUACUCAUCACACUUGCAUAACUGUUUGCCACUUGUCAGAUAUAGUGCAGGGACUGGCAUUCCUUUUAUUCAGCCCAACUUGGACAGUGGCAGAGGUUGUACACUCCCGUUCCUUUAAUUCCCUGUGCCAGUUGAUGAGACAGCUAUUUAGUAAGCACCUGCUGUGUGCUAUGCAGGCUCUGUGCUAGGAGCUAAAGGAACAAGGCCUUACACUUCCCAGAACAGAAUCGGGCAGAAAAUAAGUGCUAGUGGAUCUGCAGAGCGAGCAUUUAGUGCAGAAAGGAGAGAGGUCAGUGGGAGCCAAGAGAUGGGAGGGUAGAAGGGUUCUAGAAGAGGCUGCCAGAGAGUACACACUUGGACUGGGUCCCGAUGGGCGGUUGGUAUUCACUAGAGAAGGCCCUGGGCAUUCCACGUAGAAAGGACAGCAUCUGCACACAGAGGGGAAGUUAUGUUCAAGAGCACCUAGUUCUGAGAUGACAACUGAAGAGGAUAUGGGAUGAGGGGAGACGCCUACUUCAUUGGAAUGAGGAGCCUGGGGCAGCGGGCAUCCAUCCCGGAAGACGGGGGACUUUUCUUCCUCUGCUGCAUAGACAGAGGCUGGGCUGUUACUCAGUGUUUUGCUGAAGAGGCCUUCCAAGCACUCACUGACUUCAGUGAUCUCCCCAACUCACUGUUCGCCUGCAAUGUUCACCAGUCUGUGUUUGAAGAAGAGGAGAGCAAGGAGCAGGGCAGUACAGGACAGUAUCCAUCCAGAGGAGUCUCUUUCCUUCCAACUCUGAGGCUUCCUAACUCUUCACUGAGAAUUCCGAAGAGGGGAAUGCCAGCCCCUAGCAUGGACUGUGAUGUUUCCACUCUGGUCGCCUGUGUGGUGGAUGUGGAGGUCUUUACCAAUCAGGAGGUUAAGGAAAAAUUCGAGGGACUGUUCCGGACCUAUGACGAAUGUGUGACGUUCCAGCUGUUUAAGAGUUUCCGACGGGUUCGAAUAAAUUUCAGCCACCCCAAAUCUGCGGCCCGUGCCCGGAUAGAGCUUCAUGAGACCCAGUUCAGAGGGAAGAAGCUAAAACUCUACUUCGCCCAGGUCCAGACCCCAGAGACAGAUGGAGACAAACUGCAUUUGGCACCCCCACAGCCUGCCAAACAGUUCCUCAUCUCACCCCCUUCAUCUCCUCCCGUUGGCUGGAAGCCCAUCAGCGAUGCCACACCAGUCCUCAACUAUGACCUCCUUUAUGCCGUGGCCAAACUAGGACCAGGAGAGAAGUACGAGCUGCACGCAGGAACUGAGUCUACACCGAGCGUCGUGGUGCAUGUGUGUGACAGCGAUAUGGAGGAGGAGGAGGACCCAAAGACUUCCCCAAAGCCAAAAAUCAUCCAGACCCGGCGUCCCGGCCUGCCACCCUCUGUGUCCAACUGAGCACGUCCAUGAUAACAUGCAUCUCCUCUUACCAUGCUUUCUCCCCUUGUUGUUUGUCCAAACAAUUAAUUGCCUUUAAGUCCCUGGGUGUUUGGUUGUUUGCAAAUCCUUCCUUGUAAUUAAGCCUCUCGGACAAAAGGGCUAGGCAAAGGUGAUAUGUCUCCGAAUUAACUCCUACCCAUUAACGACAGUCCAUCACUUAGAAAGUUCUAGAUAAAGGGUAGUAUUUUCUUAUUAAACAAUCAGUGCAGUAUCUCUGUUCUUUCAUGUUGAUCCAAGCCAGAGACAUCGGGAAUGAAGAGCCUUUAUGUUGUUUGUGAGCUGCUCCUGUUCAGUCCUCUGUGUGUGUGUGUGUGUGUGUGUGUGUGUGUGUGUGUGUGUGUGUGUGUGUGAUGGUUUUUUUCCUGGCCACUCAUAUAGGACCAUAAGUAAACUUGGCUUUGACUGCAUGAGAUCCCCCUAUCUGGUCUCACCCAGUCCUCUGCAUCCCGACAUUCCCAGGACAUGCACGAUCACCAGCAUUUAUUUUUGAUGAUUUGAGGGUACGCCCCAACUUGUGGUAUCCCAGCCCUGUCCUGUAUAGACAAGGGGCAUCCACAGCACCAUUCAGCUCAAUAAGUCUGGGGAUCAUUGUUAGUUUGAGUCAAUACAUCAUAUAGCUCUGGCCAAAUUCCUGGAGGUAAAAUUGAGCGUGGCCCCAAAGAUAUUCCUUAGUAGAUUCUGAACAUCACUACCACAUAGGUCUACCCAGAGUUACUGGGGAGGCUUGUCCAAGUGACAGAGACCGAUUUCAGACAAACCUAUUUAUUAUAAAAUCUCACAGUGUCUGAAUGAUUGUCCCCUACCCCUUUGUAUAUUUGUACAGAUGUUUGAGCUGUGCUUUUAAAAUAUGGAUGUUUUUUUUUAUUUAGUGAUUGUUCAACCAUUAGCUGCUUAAUGACAUCAUACCCGUGUCGCUUCUGAAUGCAUUCUGAUUCUAAUGUAGAUAACCUGAUACUAUUACACACUACUACGGUUCGUGCUAAGCUGUAAAAGGGUACAGCAAUGUCUCAUGCCAAUAGAUAACUGACUAGCCGACCUCUUUGCUGUCCACACCACCUGUUUCCAAACAAAGAUCCAAGUAUCAGUUAUAAGCAACUUGGGUGAUGCUAAAUCCAAGAACGCAUACAGCUGAGCAUUUCAGAGCACAAAGGAUGCCCCUCCCAUUCAUCCAAUGCCCAUGCGCUCAAAAACUUCCUUGUUUUUGUUCCGUGUGACUUUUGUAUUUCUCUAGCCCAAAGUGCAUUACAGAAGAUACACCUGCAGAACCAUACUUUCUGCUCCAUGUGUCAAGCCUCACCUAUUCCUGUUCAUUAACUAGUAACUUUGGAUGCAAAUACCAUUUACCACACAACAGGCAAGGACUUUCAUGGCCUGAGCCUCAGAGUAACACACAAGAACACUAACACAGCCACCUGAUGGGGGGAUAAUUGUGGUUUUUUUGAUUAAGGUGUAUGUUAGUUUCCACAGAAACUUCAAACCUAGACUGAUCACUCAGAAAAUUAAAGUCCGUUCUACUGUGAAAUAUAGCAAUAUAGUACCGGACACGGUACAGUACGGUUGAGAUGGAGGAGAGUAUCGCUUGUGGAAUCCUGGGUUUCCACGGGAUAAACAGUAAGCAUUUCCUUUGUGGAGGAAGGUUUUGGUGUUUGUUUUUUCAUUGGCCACGGAAAGACUACAAAUAGUGGAGAGAUGAUGCCCUCUGGUGGCAGAAACAUUGAAUUAGGUUGUAUAGAUGGAUUGAUUUGAUGCAAGAGAGGGGAGAGAGAGAGAGAGAGAGAGAGAGAGAGAGAGAGAGAGAGAGAGAGAGAGAGAGAGAGAGAGAGAGAGAGAGAGAGAACAAAAUGUAAAUGAGAGAAAGAACUCUGGGAAAUAAUUUGUGCUUCCAAACAAUGAUAGCAGAAAUUUCCAAUUUAGUAAAAGUUGACUGUGACUACCUUGCAUAGUCAUUAAGAACUCAGUGUUAUAGAUGGCCCAGGUGAGAUUAGUCUUAGUAAACUGUAUUGCCAUAUGUUGAUGUUAACCUGCUACGGAUCAAGGGAUUCUCGCGCUAGGUUGAGCAUGGGGACGGGGGAGGGGGAGCUUUCCCCAGAAGGAAUGGGGAAGCCACGGGACCUCCCAGCACCGAAAGUCACCUGGACACUUCCAUGAUGCUCAUUAUGCAAACCUCUUUAGCGCUCUUUUAAGUUUGAAACGUUUUAAACGGAGGGGAAGGGGAAGGUUUCCACCAACUGAAUCAUUUGUGCACGUGUACAGCUCAAAGAGCUUAGAGUUCAAAUAUAUCUGGUGAAUGA